AUGUCCUACUACAGCUGCACUAAUCUCGGUGAGCCGAUCCAGAUUACCGCCAGCCACGGGAUUGACGAGUACUGUGCAGCGACAUAUUAUCUACCAACGCUUGAAACCUACCUAAAUCACACCGCACAACUCCAAUUGUUGCCACCUGAGGGAAACAGACCCAAACCGAACGAAAACGGGGUACAUCUGCUUAUCGGCAAUUUCGAGGACAUCGGAGAAAGUGCACGGGAUGCCCGGACAAUCCUCAUCGGCACAGCGGACGUAGCAAAUACGGACGUGCUUCGCCUGGGAGCAGAAGGGAUUCAUAGCAUCACAGCACUCAAACUCUGCCAACGUGUUAACCGUUUUGAAACCCCAAACAUGGCGGAUAUGGUCGUUUACGAUUUGGAAACUACCGGACUCAACCCGAAAACGGACAGAAAUCGUUGA
Messenger RNA from Geodia barretti, 429 nucleotides. The record is from the annotation of a GenBank genome assembly. NCBI's taxonomy places the organism in Eukaryota, Metazoa, Porifera, Demospongiae, Tetractinellida, Geodiidae.